This is a messenger RNA of Huiozyma naganishii CBS 8797, 384 nucleotides long. It is a transcript of the gene KGD4, whose product is annotated as alpha-ketoglutarate dehydrogenase subunit KGD4. Gene Ontology annotation, biological process: 2-oxoglutarate metabolic process. The transcript has a single exon. Bases 1 to 384 code for a protein of 127 amino acids. The record is from RefSeq and is a predicted model, not a curated record. NCBI's taxonomy places the organism in Eukaryota, Fungi, Ascomycota, Saccharomycetes, Saccharomycetales, Saccharomycetaceae.
AUGAGACCCACAGUGGUGAAGAUGGCGCGGGUGUACGCGCCGAAGAUCAAGUUUGUCGGGACGAGACACCCGGUGUUCCCGCGGCUUGCGUCCGACGCCGCGGUACACCCCUGUGCGACGUCCGGUGUGAGACCUGGAUCCCCGGGGUGUAUCGCUGUUGAUGCGUUCCUGAAGAAACAGACGCCCUUUGUCGUGGAGAAGGUUCAGGCUCAUGCUCAAGCGCAGGCGCAGACGAAGGCCAUUCCAGGGAGGUAUACGUAUACUGACAGGCCGCUUGGUGAGAACGAGGUCGACUCGGUGUUCAAGCUUCCCGCCCGGUUCCAGUACCGAACCCUGGACGACGCGGAGAUCGAGGCCAUAAACGCUGGUGGGGCCACCCACUGA